Messenger RNA from Cuculus canorus (common cuckoo), 1241 nucleotides. It is a transcript of the gene ARHGDIG, whose product is annotated as Rho GDP dissociation inhibitor gamma. NCBI's taxonomy places the organism in Eukaryota, Metazoa, Chordata, Aves, Cuculiformes, Cuculidae. Gene Ontology annotation, cellular component: membrane; cytoplasm; cytosol. The record is from RefSeq and is a predicted model, not a curated record. Gene Ontology annotation, biological process: Rho protein signal transduction. The transcript has 5 exons. Gene Ontology annotation, molecular function: Rho GDP-dissociation inhibitor activity; protein binding. Bases 162 to 914 code for a protein of 250 amino acids.
GCAGUCUCGCCGCCCAGGAGCGGAGGGGCUGGAGCCGCCGAGGGGCGGGGGCGGGCGGGCAGCGGAGCCGCCGCGUCUGCGGGAGCAGCCGCCGCCCCGCCGGGCCGCGCAGCGGGGAGCGCAGCGGAGCAGCAGCCGCCGGCACCGGCACAGCCCCGGCCAUGCUCGGCCUGGAUGUGUGCGAGGCCGGCGGGCAGCUCAUCGAGCUGCUCUGGCUGGCGCUCUGCUACCGAGACAUCAUGGCUGAAAAGGAGGGGGUGACGCUGUCGCUGGAGGAGGAGGAGGAUGUCGACGUGGCCCUGGCGUACAAGACGCCGGAGAAGAAGAGCCUGCGGGAGAUCCAGGACCUGGACCCAGGGGACGAGAGCCUGCGGAAGUACAAGCAGGCGCUGCUGGGUGCCAUUCCCGCCGCCGUGGAUGCCAACGUGCCCAACGUGCAGGUGACAAGGCUCACCCUGAUGUGCGAGCAGGCGCCGGGGCCCAUCACCAUGGACUUGACUGGUGAGUGGUGGGGGCAUCGAUGGGAGGGGAAGGAGGAAAGGUGCCAGGCUCACCGGCCACCUCCUUGCGCAGGAGACCUGGAGGUGCUGCGGGGACGGGCUUUCGUGCUGAAGGAGGGCGUGGACUACAGGGUGAAGGUGUCUUUCAAGGUGAACAGGGAGAUCGUCUGUGGGCUGCGGUGCCUGCACCUCACCUACCGCCGCGGCCGGCCCGUGGAUCGUGAUGUCUUCAUGGUGGGCAGCUACGCCCCGCGGGCCGAGGAGUACGAGGUGGUGACCCCCGCCGAGGAGGUUCCGCAGGGAUGGCUGGCACGGGGCUCCUACCGCGUCCGCUCCCUCGUCACCGACGAUGACAAGAUGGAGCAUCUCUCCUGGGAGUGGGGCCUCUGCAUAAAGAAGGCCUGGGAGGACUGACCCCCCAACCCCUGCACCCCGAUUCCCUCCCGCCAGCUCGGGGACGCGGUGCCUGCCAUCCCAUGGGACACCUCACCGGCACCGCCGCUCGCUCCGGUGGUGUGAAGGGUGUUGGGGGGUGGGGGUCCCUUAGCGAGCGGGUGCCCACGGUCGUGGUCUUUGCAACCAAAGUUAUUUUUAAUUCCUGUAUUUUUUUUUUAAAUACCGACGCUCCCCUGGUCCUCGCACGUCCCCGUCUCCGGGACCGGGGCUGGGACCCUGCCGCGGUGGCACCAUGCUGCCCACCCGCUUGCAGGCUGUGCUCUUCCAUCGCCAUUAAACCCUACA